AGUGCUUGGGGCCGGUUCCGGAAUGGUGGCUCAGACCUGCAGAAGGUGGCAGCGGAACAUGAGGGAGAUAAUUAUCAUAAAGGAAUAAUCAUCUCUGCCAAUGUGACCAAGGCACAAAUUCCACUUUUGUUGGUUCAUUCCUGUCUUCUGGGAACAAUGGUGAAGUAUUUUCUAGGUCUAAAUGACCUGAAGAGUUCAUGGGACCAAGUAUUUGCUGCAUUUUGGCAGCGUUAUCCAAAUCCAUACAGCAAGCACGUCCUGACAGAGGACAUCAUCCACCGUGAGGUAACUCCUGACAAGGUGCUUACCCGACGACUGCUGACCAAGACAGGCAUAGUGCCUCGGUGGGCAGAACGAUUGUUUCCUACAAAUGUUGCCCACUCAGCCUUCGUUCUAGAAGAUUCAGUAGUGGAUUUAAAACACAAAACAUUAACUACACUUACGUGGAACAUCAACCAUGCACGGUUUAUGGUAGUAAGGGAGUGGUGUGUAUAUGGGAUACAUCCUGAAAAUAAAAACUGGACUCAAAUCAAACGUGAGGCCUGGAUUUCUUCAAACUUGUACGGGUUCUCUUUAGCCAUUCAGGAAUGUGGGCUUGCCAGCUUUAAGAGUAGCAUAACCAAAACUAUGAAAGGUUUUGAGUAUGUUCUAGCUAGAAUGCAAGGUGAUGCACCCAUCAAGACAUUGAGGGAGACAGCCAGAGAAGCAACUGAGAAGGCUAAAGAAACAGCCCUAGCAGCUACAGAGAAAGCGAAGGAUAUGGCCAGCAAAGCAGGAUCGCAGAAGAAACAGCAUUAUGUUUAACACCCUUGCUUUUGCCCUUCAGUUGGUGAUAUCUGUCUAUUUGACUGUACUUGACAAAAGUUCUAUACAGUAACAACGUGAGACGUGUGCACCAUUUCCCACAGCUGAAAUGCUUUGCCCUACAAAGCGGUAAAGUAAGCAGUCAAACAUUAAGCUCUAAACUUAUUUUCAGUUGUAAUUUUCCAGAGACUUUGUGAAGAACUAUUGAUACAAUCCCACAGAUCAAACAGUGAACCCUAUGAAGGCUGCCAUCAGCAAAAGGUCAAGUAUUUAUAAUGGGCAAUGAAAUUAAUUUUUUUUCUAAAAUGGCAAAGUAUUUCAAGGUUGAAUUUUGGCAUAUUUUAAAUUCUCAAGGGAACAUUAGAGCAAUUAGGGAUUGAUAGUUCAUGCUGCUUAUCAGCAGCAGUCAAUCCUAAGAAAGAUUAGAAUAAAUGCUUCUGUCCCUGGACGAACACAGCAAGCUGUUCAGUUUGUAGAAUUGUAUUUGAAAAUCCUGUAGAAAUAUUGCCAGAGGUAAAUAUAGUAAACAGUGUGAUCUUUUGUACUGAAAAUGGCCCUGCUUUAUUCUACUUAGACUGUUUUAGUUAGACCUUUCUUAACUGCUGUGUGGGAUAGCUACAUGACGCAAGUACAGUUAUGAUAAUUCAUAAACAAAAACACCAGGGAAUAUGGUGUAGGCUGGUAAAACAGCUAAGGUUGUCCCCAUGCACCACAUGGAUUAUAAAUUAUUUUGUGGACUGCAGGAGAAAUGAGCAUGAGAAAAUGAAAUCUAGAUCAUGUAUUGAAAUAUCUGCUGAAUCUUUACAGAAUCUUAACUGAUGGAUGAUUUGAGAAAAAACACAAUUUUAAUUUUAGGGAUUCAGGGGUGGAAAUGCAAAUAGAUCUGCCUGAAAAGCUAUCUGUCUAGAAACUGCCCUAAUCUCUCAUGGUGAUCAGUUAAAUUGGUUACCUGCACCAGAUAACCAUUUGAACGUUACCAAUGUGUUAACAACAUAUUUAUUUGCUCUAUUGUAAUCACUGGGAAAUGGCAGUCAUGCAAUGACAUGUUCAUUGUUUUUCUGUGCAUCAAGGUACUAAAUAAUCCCAUCAAAUUCACCUUCAUAUAAAGUUUCUCAAAAUAAUACCGUGGAUAUCCUUGGUCAAUUUUGGCACCAGUACUUUAUUUCUGUUGAUUUUUUUUAAAAACAUGUUUUGUUCCUUCUUUCUGCAUGAAUGCUGUUUCCUUGCAGGACAAGGUAGAUAGUUUGAAUUUUGGCAUCUCCAUUUGCCAUCUUUGGCAAUGUAUUAGGGAACGACUGCAUUUAGUUUAACAGUCUACAAAACCCAAUGUCAGGUUAACACAUGCCAGUGAAUAUAAAAUGCCAGUCAGAUGAGAAUCCCAUGGCAUUUACUGAUUAAAAAUGACUAUCAAGUGAGUAAUGUGAUCCAAAAUUUUACAGUUGUAAUGGUGAAAUUGCCAGUAUUGACCGUCGUUAUAACUGAAGCUGACAGCAACUUGCAGUAUCUGCAGCAGAAGAAUAGAAACAACGGUCAGUGAUUUCUUGCUUCUCCACAAGGGGCACUGAUGAAGUUCUUACAGAUGGACAUGUAAGAAAUACUAGCAUUGAUGUGAACUUCCAUUUUUUACAGAUUAUAGUCGCCCUGGAAAAAACCUAGUGAAGGUGUCACCUUGGUGAACAAGAUGGCAACUGGGUUUUGAAACAGCAUAAGUUCAUAAGUAAUGCUGAAGAAUCUCUCAUCCUAAUUAUUUUAAUUUCAAAUUUCUUUGAAAAUUAUUUUAUGGAUUUUUAAAAGUUAAUGUUUCAAUAUACAACAGAGUUCCAAUCUCUCCGCUCUUUAUAAAAUAAGAGUUAAGGACAAUCAAUGCUUUUUACUUUGCUUCCCCAUCUGAAAAUUUGUCGAUGUAUGUGGUUUGAUGUCAUUGCUGAAUGUCAGCUAUUUGUAUAUUGCUUAGGAGAGUUGAAUUCAUCUUGGGAAAGUUUUAAGUUCAUGGUCAAAAUCACAAAGGUGUUCUUUAAAGCUAGUGAAUACCAUCUCUUCCAUGCUGACUGCAAAAUCCACAUCAAUGUUUUCUGUAUGGUGGCACAAUGUUAGUAGUACAAUAACAUUGCCUGCUCACUGGUUGAGUAGGAAGAAAGGGGAGGAAAGUUGUGUUUUAUUAAUGAGUUUUGACUUAAGUUACUGUAAUGUUUUUAAAAAUUGAUCACUUCAAUAGGUAGUCGCAACCUACUCCCAGAUUAGUUUUCUUCAGUUGGUUGGCCAGCUAUGUGAUGUUAAAAUAAGUACUGUAAACCUGUGUUUUUUAAAUCAAAGUUUAGCUUUUAAUGGUUAGAACAAACUGUGAAACAUGCAAAUAUGCUGUUGUUUACAUUGCAGAUUACACCUGCAUUUAUUCAUACAAUAAAGAUAAUUGGUCCAAAACUCA
Molecule: messenger RNA, 3229 nt
Organism: Rhincodon typus (whale shark)
Lineage: Eukaryota; Metazoa; Chordata; Chondrichthyes; Orectolobiformes; Rhincodontidae
Product: PRELI domain-containing protein 1, mitochondrial
Exons: 6
Coding region: 157-804 (215 amino acids)
Biological process (GO): phospholipid transport
Cellular component (GO): mitochondrial intermembrane space
Molecular function (GO): phosphatidic acid transfer activity
Source: RefSeq, a predicted model, not a curated record